AGUAUACUUACAUACCCCUACACAAGACACAGAACACACUCAUGGGCGCCUCAUCCUCCAAGCCCGUGAGGUCCGCCGCGCAGGCGGCCCGACGGCAAUACCCUAAACAGCCGGUAUCACCUCCGACCUCAGCACCACCACCACCACCACCAUCCAAACCCGCCAGACAGCCCCAACCACAGCCAUCACCACCACCACCAAGACCCUCCCACCCCCAAGGUCCAACCUACCACUCCAAAGAACCCCCUUCCCUCCAACGCUCAUCAGCAAUCGACCUCGACGGCCGUGACCCCGACUUCGCCGCCUCCCUCCGCACCAUCGGCCCCGUCACCCCCAACCCAACCUACUCCCCCAGCAGCACCUUCCAACAAUACCCACCCCACCACCAACAGCACCAACAAACCACACCCACCGUCUUCCCCCCCUCCUCCAACCCCGCAUUACUCGUCUUCUCCGCCCGCCAGCGCAUCACCAAAGCCGCGGAACAGGAGACCGAAGCAAUGGGGAAGAUGGGGUUCCAGGGACGGGAGUUUCUGGAUGCGUUGACCAUUCGGCAGGUGUUGGCGAUGAGGGAUAGGCAGGGGAUGGGGGAGAGGGAGAUUGAGCGGAUGUUGAGGUUGAAGGGGGGGGUCGUGGGGAGGUUAGGGGGGAGGGGGGUCGUGGGGGAUAUUGGAUAG
Molecule: messenger RNA, 677 nt
Organism: Aspergillus ibericus CBS 121593
Lineage: Eukaryota; Fungi; Ascomycota; Eurotiomycetes; Eurotiales; Aspergillaceae
Exons: 2
Coding region: 42-677 (211 amino acids)
Source: RefSeq, a predicted model, not a curated record